AAGGGAAAGUUCACACCUUUCUUUAAAAAGGAAAAAAAAGAGGCAAAUAUAGGAUUAUAUUACGAACUGGGAAAUUCUCAAUAAGAAAAAAAAGGGUUGCUCCUAAAGAAAUUUGUUUUCAUCAAUGGAGCCUAGAGGUGCUUGCAGAUCAAACAGGUCUUCAUUUGAGAAAUGGGUGGCAAUUGUAUUGACCUUUCUAGCCGUGGUUUCACCUCUCUAUGUCAACCAAAAGCCAACAGAACUGGAGCUUGAAGAGCAAUCCAUGGACUUCACCUCAUGGUUAUGUCUCCUGUUUGUGCUACUGCUCUUAGCCUUUGCUUUCUGGCUUUACCUGAACCAGAGCUUUACUAGGUUUGACCGUCAUUGGAUUAGGCCGAGCAGGUAUUCGUCAUAUGAAAGACUGGUUGCAAUAGGCUUGAUAGUCUUAGGUGGUCUUUCUCCUCUUUAUAUCAACAAGGGCACGAGUGAGUUCGAACCUGACGAGCAGCCCAUCAACUUUGCUUCGUGGUUGCCUCUUCUGCUAUUGAUAUUAACCUUGGCCAUCGUUACAUUGCUUUUCUGUGAUAGAAGCUUUACGAAGUUCGAUCCUAACUGGAUUCACAGAGUUGGUGGUUCUUCUGCUGGGAUCUUACUGGUUCUUUUGGUUCUUGCUGUCGUUUUGAAGUGUAAGAAUACCGGUUGAAGUUGAAUUUCUAACAACAGGAAGUGAUUCAUUAAAGAACAUAAGUCAUGAAACUUCUGUUCCUGUCAAUGUCGUUUCAUAGUUGCGGGUAUUAGACCAUGUCAUUGUAAGAAGCAAGAAUGUACAGUUUACUGUUAAACUGGUGUUUUAUCCAGUUGUGUAUGGUUUCCAUAAUCUCUGUAACAGGGCUUUGCACCACAAAGCCAAGCUCUAUACUUGACCAUAUUGGACGCAUGGUGUGAAUGUAGUUCAAGUGUUCAACAAUGUCACCUGCUCACGUAUGCAUAAAAUGUAGAUUCAAGAUAAAUUUCAUGAAGCACCACAAAAACAACAUCGAAUGGGGGCCUACCAGGGUGCCAAGCAUAACAACAUACACCAUUCCAAGCGGGAAAGAGAAAAGCCAACGCCUCUUUAAAUCGUGGUGUAUGAUGGUUCACAAGUCAAUGAUGAACAACAUGUACCAUUCCAAGUGAAAAAAAAAAAGUAAUUGUCAUUCCAAGUAGGUUCACUCAAUUUGAAGGUUGACACAUGAAACUGGAGAAUUCAAUGGCACAGUGUGAAACUUGCUCAAUGUGAAAAAAGAAACAAAUCAAUAAAAUUAUAACAAUAUAUAAACCCCUCGAAAAAACUACUAGAGAGGCUGAGAUAUAUAAGGCAACGGACUGAAGCAGGCCUCAGAAUGAACAAUCCAAUGAUAAAGAGUUCGGAUACUAUAGGAUAUGAUCAUAUUCCGAAGGCAUAUCCUGCAGCAACGAAAGCUGUUACGGCGUACAGCCACAUGUGAUGAAGUCGAGAUAAAUCAUUAGCACCGCUGCAUUCAUCAUUGGCACCACUAAAGCAUC
Messenger RNA from Gossypium arboreum, 1524 nucleotides. RefSeq lists its product as uncharacterized. Bases 125 to 682 code for a protein of 185 amino acids. The record is from RefSeq and is a predicted model, not a curated record. The transcript has a single exon. NCBI's taxonomy places the organism in Eukaryota, Viridiplantae, Streptophyta, Magnoliopsida, Malvales, Malvaceae.